Messenger RNA from Mizuhopecten yessoensis (Yesso scallop), 3865 nucleotides. RefSeq lists its product as uncharacterized. The record is from RefSeq and is a predicted model, not a curated record. Lineage: Eukaryota; Metazoa; Mollusca; Bivalvia; Pectinida; Pectinidae. The coding region runs from base 147 to 2786 and encodes 879 amino acids. The transcript has 7 exons.
UAGAUUAAAGCGUCUUUUACCUUAUCUAAUUUGGGCGCCAUUUUGAAUAUAUACGAAGCGACAACACAGUAUCCCUUUGUAGAGUUUUAAGAAGUUAAACGAGAAGAAGAGGAUGGGAUCUUAGUUAGGCAGACCAGACCUCUAAAAUGUAUUCGUUUAUACAUGUCAUUCUGGUGGGAUUUACCUUGACGCUGUACGCGUCAUGGUGUGGAAGUGUAUCACAAUCGGGCGUUUUCAACUGGUUGGAAGAGGAUCGAUUCGAUGAAAUUAUGGACAGAAUGUCUUCGGUUACCGCCGAUAACUGUAGAUCUAAACCAAAGGAACAACUACGACUACCAAGUGAAACCGUUUCCCAGUUACCGCGUUCCAACAUGCUACUCAGUACCGUGAUAUACUCGAAUAGAUCUCAACUUCUACAUCUUCACAACAUGGCUCUCAAUCGAGCCUUUUUCUACAGCUUCAUCUACCAGAGACAGAACAGGUCCGAAGAUUUCAUGAACCAGCCAGGUCUUCAAUAUCUAUACAUGGCCUCCACUGCCGACGUCACGGGGAACGAGGGCUUCAUUAACGGUUCAGCUUUGUAUUUUGACAAUCAUUGUAGUUACCCCCAAUGGUACCUCUAUAAUGGCGUAGUUUUCAACAGCACGCUUCCCUUGUUUGGUCCUCGCGCGUGGAGAACGGACGACUAUAACGAGCCAACGAAUUGGUUACGAGAACCGACGAACAAUACCGUGGACAUUCACGAUUAUGGAGCUGGAACGAUGAAAAAUUACACGAGUGAUGCUUACAAAGCAGCGCCUUGGUACUCGGUCUGGCUCCCAGACUAUGACAAGAGUCAAGAUUCUCUGAGAAAGUUCACUUAUUUCGUAAACGUCAAGUUCUCCAACGCCACGGGACAGUUUACUCAUAAGGAGUUCGAGGGAAUCGAUUUUUUCGGUCCUCCGCAGCCCGGACAGUCGGACAGGGGCGUAUCCCUCCCCGUCGAAUGGACACCUCCCUACUUCGACUGUGGUCGGUCCAACAGGUGGAUAGUCAGUGCCCACUCGCCUGUAGUCGAAUACAUGCCAAGAUACUCAAACUGGACCCAUCUCCGAAGACCCAGGUUUGUGGCGGUCGUGACACAGGAUAUAGAGUUUGAGAGGAUCGACUUCAAUCCCUGCCCCAAGAGUGAAGGCAACCCCGACCCCAACUACUUCAAGAGCACUGCCCGGUGUAAACCUACCACCAUGUGUGAACCACUGAAUGGCUAUGGAUUCCGACGAGGCGGUUACCAGUGCGUAUGUCAACCUGGCUACUACUUCCCUUGGUGGCACGGUGGGCCAUUCUUGGGAGACGAGAUUGAGAUUGCGACAGAAGACGAGUACCAGAGCAACUUUGAUUGCCUCUCUGUGCAAGAGCUAAUGGUGAUACCAAAUGAAAUGCCUAUCUUUGUGCAGAGGAGAAGGAAGAGAUCAACAUUAAUAGCCAAGAAAUCCACCCUCUUUAAAAUGAUUACCUCGGGUCAGAGUCCUAGAGCCAAGUUAGUGGCCAGAAGAUCUGUUCCUAAGGAGAAAAUGAAAGAAAAGCUCAGAAAUCGUAGACACAUUCCACGUUAUCAAGGAGAGAGUAAAAAAAUUCGGAACAAGCGCGAUCUGUAUGAUGCUGAAAAGAGAGUCAAAAUGGAAAAGAUUUUGACAAGAAAGGCUCAAACCAAUGCUGCCAACUGUAAAACCAAAAUGCCUUAUGAACUAUUACUCCCUGGAGAUGUUGCGUAUGGUGUAGAGAAACAGUUUGAGGCUCAAGGACGUACUGCUCUUCGUUUGGCCCACUUUCUCUCCGACUUCUUGCAGAAUGUGGAUGAAUACGAGAAUUUUGGUAGCAUGACCGGUGACCGACGUCUCAACGAAACACACUUGUUCGGAGAGGUAAUUGCCAAUGUCAUGGCUGACUUUAAAAUCCUUGGUAGUGGAGUGUUCUUUGAGCGAUACAAGUUCCGCAUGUCUCCGCCAAUAAAUAAUACUGAUCCACGCUACACCAACGGGAUCGUGAGAGAGUUCUUUGGUCCAUAUUCAUGGAGGAAACAAACUGUAACAGGAGAUGGUAUGGACGAGUUCAAUGCUGUGGACUCGGCAGGAUACUCUAAAUACUACACUGACGAAAUAUGGUACAGAACUGUUAAGGCAAGAUGGCAGACCAACUUUCACAGUCUUGUGAAGUAUACCGCAAAACCCAUGGUGAGGUCCGAUGUUAACGGCACUAGUCUUGUCAGGUUUGAGUACUACCCCAUCCAGUACUAUGCUCCCAAGUAUGAGCAUGGAGAAUGGCUGAGACCCGAAUUCAAAUGUGAUGAUCGCAUCAUGGACUGGGUGGUUACCUACGUGGUUCCUUUCUUUGGAUUUAAUGAGCUGAAAACGAUGCUUGAAUUCAAAGGAGUAGUAAAAGUUGAUGUCAAGCUUGAUUAUCUGGACAUAAACCAGUGUCCUCAAGACUUCUAUGUAGCCAAUGCCUUCAAAAACACUGGAAAGUGUGACUUCAAAUCUACCAAUUGCAUAGCCCUUCCUGGGAAGAGAUUCCAAACGGGCUCCUACAAAUGUGAAUGUCGUCAAGGAUACGAGUAUCCAUUCAAUGACCUUGCAUGGUUCUACGAUGGUCAAACUAUGGAGGAAGAGUAUUCAAAGAAAUUAAGGGGAGAACCUAACAGGUAUGGUACCCUGAAGUGCCGUAUAGCUGGUGCUGCAUCCAUUGUUGCCAACUGGGCCUUGGUUACGGCAUCUCUGCUCGCCUUCCUCUUCCUACAACGGCGAUAGAUGCUGAUGGUGCAAUAUAACAAGCUGCAUGGAAUAAAAUUCCUUUAAGUAUAUGAGUAAUUCAGAUCUAUGUAAAUGAAUCUUUUGAAAAAUACAAUUUACAAUACAUCUAUGCAGAUAAAGUUCUAAGCUUAAACAUGUACAUACCAGGAACUGUACCAAAUCGAUAUAACAUUUCGUGUGAAAAAAUAGAAUUUCUAAAUACUCAAAAGUUAGUAAAAGAAGUAAGUGUGUGAUUGUAUGUGUGAGCUAUGGAUCCUUUUCCAUUGAGUCAAGUAUAUCUUUAUACUAAAGAAGACAGAUCUACUAUGCAAAUGUGAUAUUUUUAAUGAAAAUGUACAUAGUCAAAUUGUUAAUUCUUGUAUAUUUUGUGUCACAGUACUGGUUCAAUGUAUGUUAACCCUUUCACCCCUAUGUAACUUAAGUAAACUCUUCCAUGCUUUGAUCUGGUGGAGUCCAUUACGGUCUACAGUGGUGAAAGGGUUAACCUGAAAUCGUAGCUCAAAGCAACAAUUCUUUUGACUUUUUUCAUGAUUUUUACCUUUCAUUUCAUUCUACUGUACUUUUUUAUAUCCUUUAAACAGUUCCAUGGGAAAUAUAAUUCAAUACAAUUGAUUAAUUUCUAAAACAUUCAGAAUGAAAAAAAGUGUAGAUAUUUUUAUUGGCUGUUUGAAUGAUCACAUGCAAAUCUUUUAGAUAUUAGCUUUUUUCUUACAAACAAAGAUGCUAUAUUUAAGCAGGUUCACUGUUCUGCAUAAGAAUGUGUUGUGAUGUAUGGAGAGGAGAGUCUUCAAGUUUGGUGUGAAUGUUGAGGAGUGAUGAACAAAUGAAAAUGUGAGACAUAGACUGGUUAUAAUUACAAUUUAUAUGUAUAUAAAGUAAAUAAUUUCAUUGCAAAUAACAUAAUCAUUUAAUGAGUGCUGAAAAAAGAUUGAUUAUUGAGGAUAACAUGUAUGUGUGUAAAUAUUAGUCUUUCAAAGUUCAUACCUGCCCUUAACAUAUAUGUCCUUAUUCUUUGAGUGAUCUACCUGGGAAUUAAUCUGAAAAUACCAUAAUUGAAAUAUAAAUAAUUUGUUUGU